This is a messenger RNA of Nicotiana tabacum (common tobacco), 1221 nucleotides long. Lineage: Eukaryota; Viridiplantae; Streptophyta; Magnoliopsida; Solanales; Solanaceae. The record is from RefSeq and is a predicted model, not a curated record.
AUGAAGGAAGCUGUGAAAAAGGAAGUGAUAAAGUGGUUAGAUGCGCGAAUCAUUUUCCCCAUCUCCGACAGUAACUGGAUCAACCCAGUCCAAUGUGUGUUUAAGAAAGGUGGGAUGACUGUAGUGCAAAAUGAGAACAAUGAGUUGAUAUUAACAAGACAGUCACGGGAUGGGUAUAAUCAAUUCUCCAUUGCCCCGGAAGAUAGAGAGAAAACAUCAUUCACCUGUCCAUAUGGAUUUUAUGCCUUCGGGAGGAUGCCGUUCGGCCUAUGCUAUGCACCCGCCACAUUUCAAAGGUGCAUGAUGGCCAUCUUCACUGAUAUGGUAGAGGACAUCAUGGAGAUCUUUAUGGAUGAUUUCUCGAUGGUGGGAGACUCAUUCGAUGAUUGCCUAAGGAAUUUGAAAAGAGUGAUGAAAAGAUGUGUCGAGAGUAAUCUGGUACCUAAUUAUAAGAAGGAGUCAAAGUUGUGCCUGAUUCAAUGGGUGCUACUGCUGCAAGAAUUUGACAUGGAAAUCCGUGACCGAAAGGGAACAGAGAACCAACUGGCUGAUCACUUGUCGAGGCUGGAAGGAGCCGAAAAGAAGGUUGAGGGGGAAGAGAUUGUGGAGACUUUCCCGGAUGAACAACUACUAGCCACGAGUCUUGAGGCUUGUCACGUGUCACCAUAUGGUGGCCAUUUCGGGGGAGUAAGCACAGCUGCGAAAGAGGUAGAAGUGUUUGAUGUAUGGGGAAUCGAUUUCAUGGGGCUUUUCGUCAGCACAUACGACAACAAGUACAUACUCGUAGCUGUGGACUACGUGUCAAAAUGGGUGGAGGCUGCAGUGCUCCCUACAAAUGAUGCAAAUGGGGUUGCCACCCCAUAUCAUCCACAAACGAGUGGGCAAGUGAAAGUCUCGAACAGAGAGAUAAAGAGCAUUUUGACAAAGACUAUGAAUGCUACAAGAACAGAUUGGUCAAGAAAGUUAGAUGAUGCACUCUGGGCCUAUCGUACCACUUUCAAAACUCCAAUUGGCAUGUCGCCAUAUAAAUUGGUAUUUGGGAAGGCGUGUCACUUACCAGUGGAGUUGGAGCAUAGAGCUUUGUGGGCAUUGAGACAGCUUAAUCUUGAUGUAGAAGCUACGGGUACUAACAAGUUUGCAGGUGAUUUUUGGCAAGUCGAGCAGAGUUUUCAGCGUCACAUGAAGGAAACCAGGCGGGGGAGCUCGCCUCGCGAGGGUUGA